AGCGGCUGACAGGACGAGGACCCUGACCACCGCGAGAUAAGGACACGAGGCCCAGCUGCGGGGCGACGUAGUUUAGCUUCUGGCUCAUGGUGGGGUUGGCGGCGGUGUGUAGCGUUGCUGGUCACACCCUGGUCCGUGAAAGGUCCCGGCCGAGAGAAAGUGACAAUGUGGCGCCGAGCGGGGCCUACCACUACCAGACAGUGUCAGCACCGGGGCGCCAGCGGCCAGGCAAACGUGACCACACGGAGGACCAUCCUCGAGCCCCCUGGUGCAGGCCCCGCCCCCACGGCCCACCACCUGACGGACGGCCAUGGGCGUGUGGCAGGCCCUGACAACGCUACCUAGAGCCCGCCACACACUGUUUAGGUUGACACGAGUGGUGUGACCCAAAUGAAGUGUGUCACAGGCGGUGGCUUGAGAGAGGACGGUUGUGGGGGGACUGGUGUGUUCUGUGUUGGCUCCGCGACCUCCCGUGCUGCUGGGAACCUGUGUGCUCGUAUCGGUGCUCCUAAUUGCUGCUCUCGACGAGGAAAUGUUAAUAAGGGGGGAAUUAUAAACCGCUUUGGCAAUGAAGGAAAACAAUAUAAUUAUCUUCCCUCAGUGAUGCGGUUAUAAUCCUUUCGUGUGGUUCAUUUUUUUUCUUUACAGAUAUAUAUUAUGAAAAAGAAAUGGAAUGCGUGUGAUAGACUUGAAACUAUUUGAAAGUCUGAGUUAUCCAUAGACUAUGCAAUAUGCUAAUUCUCCUGCAAAGACAUUGUUAUUUGUUGUUGUUCCGGAGUUGUCAAACCUUUAGCCCAGUCCUUUACUGAUUGACAAGUUCUAUAGUCUAGCUUUCCUAUCACACUCUAUACAUAAACAUCAGUGUGCUUCAACACCAUCCCUGUGACCACCCCUCAUUCCCUCUAUACCAACUUUACAAACUCUUCACAAUGUUAACCUACGACCUCAUCACUCAUGUGUAUCCUGCGGCCCUUGCAGCCACCCGCUGUGUCCCCAGUCAUGAGGGCUCCAGCAGGCCUCAUCGACCACGGGUAACUUCGUCCAAGAGGCCUCAGCACCUCAUCGGGGGUCAGCAGCAACAGCCCAACAACCAGUGCAAGAGCAGGAAGCGAGAGCAGCAGCAGCAGCAAGAACAACAACCAUACACCUUCUUCCUACCAGAAUCCUGUGGUGUUGAUUUUGAAGAGGACUCCUGCUUCCCUGAUGACCCCUAUGAUGCUGGCAACAACAAUCAAAUUGACAUCCUUGACCUCAAUCAUCUAAAGGAAAAAGAACUUACAUCUGUCCACAUCCCCAUCACAGCUUACCCGAAGUCCCUGAUUCAGUGGCCUGUUGACGGCUCUACAAAGAACAGGAGAAUAUCUGAAGUAAAGAAACAGGUUAAGCUUCUUGGAAAUUUGAUCAAGAUGACUGUAGGAGGAGCUGCACACGCUGAGGCUGUCAACGAUGACAAGACUCCCACCAAUCCCCCGCCCUUCUCUGGGCAUGUUGAUAUGUCCAGAAUCCCUGUCCAUGACCUCGCCCACUCUGCCGAUGAAUCUACCAUGGCCAAGUGGAAAGACAUUGAAGCACAUCUUACUGUUGGAAAAUUAAAGGAGGCCAAACAGAUUCUUCGUGACACAGACUGGAGCAUGGGAAGCCCAGCCCGUGAGAACCUGUGGAGGGAACUGUGCCGCCACCACUCACGGGAGAAGGACUUUGGAGAUUAUUACUACUGGGACACAGUCAAGCAGAUCUAUGGCACAACAGAACUGUCUGAGUGUCAUGUGCAACUUCCUGCCUUCAUUGAUGCCAACCACAAGGUGUCUCACUCCUUGUCCCCGAGGGGGGUGAGCGUGUGUGAGCGAGUCAUUUCCCUCAUUUCCUUCAACCACCCAGCCAUCACCUAUGCCCCAGCCCUCUACGGCCUCACUGCCCUCCUCCUGCACUACAUGGAAGAGGUGGAUGCCUACUACUGUAUCUCUGCCUUGGUUGGUGGAUUGCAGAGCAAAUUUCUUUCCCAGACCAAGAUUGCCAAUGAGGCACACUGGAGGGCUGCCAUGAUUCUUGGCAGGAAACAUAUUAGAGGGGCAUUCACCACACUGACAAAAUUUGGGGUGCCUCAAGAACAAAUUGAGGAGACAUUCCAGAACUGGUUGUGGUGGAUCUUAACAGCAUUGCCUCUCACACACACGGUGCGAGUGAUUGAUUGCUUCCUGUUUGAGGGCUCCAAGGUUCUGCUGCGAAUUGCUUUGGCUAUUUUCCAUCUGUUUGUCAAGACCCUAACUCAUGAUUCUUCCAUGGUUGCCUCACUCCCUUCACGAGGCCUUCAAGAAACCCUUUACCAGUUUUGCCAAAAUAUUCAAAUUUCUCCCCAGAAGCUUCUGAAGACUGCCUUUGGGAUUCGUGGCUUCAGCAAAUCAGAAAUUACCAAAGUGAUUGUCCAGACCGAGAUGUGCCUGAAGAGCCAGCGCACGAUGGGGGGCACGGGAGGUGUGGGAUCCGGGCAGAUGAACCCCCCAGAGAGCCCCUCCCUGCACCGCUCUGUCUCCCUGGAGGGUCUGCCCACCUCAGAGUCCCAAAGCAACAUCCAGAUGAUGUCACACACUCUCACCAUCAAAGAGUUGCUGACACUGUGGUCUUGGCUGCCGAUGAGAAUGACUAUGUACCAACCAACUCUCAUUUACACCACUGAGGAGCAUGGGUGUUCCCUCACCACCUUCUUCCAGCGUGUAGAUAAGUAUGAGCCUUCACUCAUCUGCAUCCGUACAGUGGAGGACAAUGUGUUUGGUGCCUACUGCUCUACAGCAUGGUCUCAGAGACACUUCAAGGAUGAAUUUGGAAACCGGCAAACGUAUUUUGGAACUGGAGAAACUUUCCUGUUUUCCCUACGGCCCACUGUUGCCAAGUACCAGUGGGUGGGGAUCUCCAGGCAGCAGGAUGAUGCUACACUGUCUUCGGUAGAACAUUCUGCUGAGCUGUUUAUGCAUGCUGACACUAAUAUGAUCACCAUUGGUGGAGGGAAUGGUCAGGGAAUCAUGCUGGAUCAUGAGUUGCGAUAUGGCAAGACAGAGAGAUGCCAGACCUUUGACAAUCCUCCACUGGCACCAAACGGAGACUUUGAGGUGAAGGUUAUUGAGGUCUACAGCUUUGUGAACAUGUAAAAUACUUAUUUAUUACUUAAACACAAGAUUGUAUAUAUACUUUUUAGGCUGUUUAUGUUAUAUUUUCAGUAAUUGAAAAAUGAUCAAUAUUAUUGUUUUUCAUUUUUUUUCAAUUACUGAGUUACCAAUUAUCAUUAUAUUUUACAUAUCACUAUUGCCGUCUGAUACAAGACUUCUUCUUGGCAGUUUAUGAAUGUCAUUAGUUGCCAUUUACGUCUGUAAUUAUUCAUAGAUUGCCAUAUGGUUCACUUUGGUGAGCUGCAUUAAGUGAGCAGUUUCCUCAGUGAACCAGCUGCCUUGGAUGGGUUUUGGCCCUUUCUAAGCUGAUAUACAAUCCUAGUCAUAUAUUUAUAUAUAUCUACACAGUACCAUGGAUGAAACAGGAUCAAUUUCAAGUUUCACAUUUGGUGAGGUGACUGCACUGUGGUAGGAAGUAGAAUCUCAUAUGAGUUGAUGAAUAAUUAACUUAGAUGAAGAAGCAAUAACUGUAAGCCUAGAGAGCAGUUAUGAGUUUCACUGCCUUUAACCAACAAUCUGUAUGUUGCAUGUAUAUGAAGUAUUUUAUGUAUUCAACAGUAUGUUCAUUGUUGUGCUGCAUGAAUGUUUUCAUCAUACUCCAGAUGUUCAGUGCAAAUAGAAAGUUAAUCAAAAAGCAGUGUAUAUUGUACAAUAAGUUGCCAAGCAGUGCAAAUUUGUUAUCACAUAUAGUUCCUUUAUUUAUCAUAAGGGUUCACUAUACAAAUUUUUAUUGUCAUAUUACAUGAACCAUGAUGUGGAUUAUGUUCUUUAAUUUUAAAAUGGAAAUUAAAAUUACUGCGCAUUAGUUAUAUUCAUAUCAUAGUGUAGUGUGAAAAGUUCUUAAUAGUUUGCUUGAGAGCAGAGACCAUCCCACCCAGCAAGUUUUCAGACCAGCUCUGCAUUUCAUUAAUUUAGAGUUCUCAUUAUGUAUUUUGCUUGAAUUUGAGGCUGAUUUCAAAAUGUUUUAUUUAUUUCAUUCUGGCAAAGUUUAUGCCAUACCAAUAUUAGUAGAAUUAUUUGUUUUGCUCACCUUGUUUCAAAGUAGAUAAUGAUGCUUCAGAACAUGAGAAUCUUUGUGUCCACUGUACUGUGCUUAACCACCCCAUAUGGUUCAGAGUUUGUAAGUGUAGACAUAUUUUCCUUUAAACUAACUGUUUUCUCCAUGUCUGAUGUAUUCUGUAGCUAGCUUGGUGUUUGUGAUUGUCCUUGGAAGGUGUGUGAGUCAACAUCUCAGUGUUGUGUGUUAGUGAGGGUAAGAGAGUCAUUGUGAUAAAUUGUGAUGUGUGUAGCUAGCUUGUAAAUCAGUUCAAAUUAAAGUAUAAUGUAUGCUGUUACAUUAUUUUCAGAUACAUUUUGUAUAGACAACAUAUUUUGAUAUUAAUGUCUGCCAAACUGUGUUAGAGAUUUAAGUUUCUGCUGAAAACACAUAUGCCAUAGGACAAGAAUCUCCUGUGUUGUUCAAUUAUAUAUUUAAGAAUUAUGUUGAUAAGUUUGUAGAUAAAAGAUGUUUAUGGCCAGUAAGUUAUAUCAUUGUCGUAAACGGAUUGUUUUAGAUAAUCACGUUUCACCAGUUGUUAUGUUAUUUUGUAGGAGAGGAAAUAAAGAAUGUUAAAAGAA
Messenger RNA from Eriocheir sinensis (Chinese mitten crab), 4778 nucleotides. RefSeq names its product GTPase-activating protein skywalker-like (gene sky). The transcript is spliced from 12 exons. The record is from RefSeq and is a predicted model, not a curated record. The coding region runs from base 930 to 3143 and encodes 737 amino acids. Lineage: Eukaryota; Metazoa; Arthropoda; Malacostraca; Decapoda; Varunidae.